Scophthalmus maximus (turbot) is the source of this 4470-nucleotide messenger RNA. It is a transcript of the gene itga10, whose product is annotated as integrin, alpha 10. Lineage: Eukaryota; Metazoa; Chordata; Actinopteri; Pleuronectiformes; Scophthalmidae. The record is from RefSeq and is a predicted model, not a curated record. Gene Ontology annotation, cellular component: integrin complex; external side of plasma membrane. Gene Ontology annotation, molecular function: integrin binding. Bases 866 to 4381 code for a protein of 1171 amino acids. The transcript is spliced from 30 exons. Gene Ontology annotation, biological process: integrin-mediated signaling pathway; cell-cell adhesion; cell adhesion mediated by integrin.
GAGGGAGGGCAGCUCUGAGGAUAAAUGCACUCUUUCAUUUCAAAGUGAGAGAAAUCCGUAACUGGAGGAGGCACAUAUUGACAUCGACAGAGACGCACAGGGGGAGAAAACAAGAGUUUGGUACUUUUUAAGAAAAGCGGACCGGAUUAUGGAUAACAAGUCAUCAGAGGAACCGCGCUGAAGAACUCACCUCAAACUUUGGGCUUGAUGAACUCGUGUCUGAAGGAGAGUCUGAUCAUCAAAGACGCGCUCUGGAGUUCGUGGAGGGGGAGAAGGCGCGCUGCUGACGGACUGUUUGUGAAGGUGUUUCACAUUAGUGAUGGUUUAAUGACUCUGAACUGCAGCCUCUUGUUGGAUGGGACAGGUGAAGUGAUUUUUCACGCCGAACCAUGGGUCACUGAGGUGUCAAUUGAGUUGUUUUUGCUUUCUCCUCAACAACGAUUCAUACAGAUUAAAUACUUUGGUGUCAGUCAAAUAUUCCCACAGGGACUUUAACAAGCCCCAAAACGCCAGAAUCACGGACAAGACUUCUGAUGUGGAGUCGGUUUGUUUUAUUUUAAUCUAUAGCCUAUCUGACAGCCCAUGUCUGCCUUCGUAUACGGACCAGUCCUGGAGUGAGCCUCACGCACCAACAGGAGACAUGCCCCUGCAGCACCGUUUGACCGGAUUUUACGCAUCUCUGGGGGAAAGAGAGACCUGAAAAAGCGAGCGCGCGCGUGUGUGUGUAUAUGUGUGUGUGCGUGUGUGUGGUGGACGCCAAUGUACUGCAUUUCCUCCAGCUCAGGGGAGACCACAUUGUAAACAGAGAAAAACUGGGAGAACAUUUUUUUUACGAGAGAGAGACUGCUUUAAAUCAGUUUCAUAAAUGGAGUUCCGUAAAUACCUGUUGAGCCUGGAGUUCAUCCUCCUUCUUAUAGAGUUGUGUCAGUGUUUCAACAUAGAUGUAAAGAAUCCACGCAUCUUCACCGGUCCAGAGGACGCCUUGUUUGGCUUCUCUGUUUUACAGCAUGAAGCGAAUGGAGAGAAAUCUAUGCUGGUUGGUGCUCCCUGGGAUGGGCCGCCCAACAACAGGAAAGGAGAUGUGUAUAAAUGCAUUGUGGGGGAGGAGAGGAACUCAAACUGCAGCAAAGUGAAUUUAGGUGAGACAGCUCUCCGGAACGUUUCCAAAAACCUGAGGAAUUCUCAUCUGGGAAUGACCCUCACUCCUGAUUCACCUGACGGCUUCCUGGCAUGUGCCCCACUGUGGUCUCAGGAGUGUGGUACAUCUAUGUUCAGCACUGGCAUCUGUGCCUCUGUCAGCGAUGACCUUGAACCAAGAGAGACCAUCUCUCCAACAGCACAAAGAUGCUCCACAUACAUGGACAUUGUGAUCGUGCUGGAUGGCUCCAACAGUAUCUAUCCCUGGUAUGAGGUUCAGAACUUCCUCAGCAACAUCCUCAGCAAAUUCCACAUCAGCUCAGACCAGAUGCAGGUUGGUAUACUGCAGUAUGGUGAGGUAGCAGUCCACGAGUGGUCGCUGAAAGACUACCAGACCACACAGGACGUGGUGGAGGCUGCCAAGAACAUCAGCCGACAGGAGGGACGAGAGACGCGCACCGCGUACGCCAUCCACAUGGCCUGCACAGAGGCGUUCAGUGCUGACCGUGGUGCGAGGGAGGGAGCAACCAAGGUGAUGAUCGUAGUGACCGACGGCGAGUCACAUGAUGGGGAGGAGCUACCGGACGCUCUGGAGGAGUGCGAGAAGAGAAACAUCACGAGAUACGCCAUUGCUGUUUUGGGUCAUUAUAUCCGCCGGCAGCAGGACCCUGAGACAUUCAUUAGUGAGAUAAAAUAUAUCGCCAGCGACCCCGAUGAAAAAUUCUUUUUCAACGUGACGGAUGAAGCCGCACUCAAUGACAUUGUGGAUGCCCUGGGAGAUCGGAUCUUCACUCUGGAAGGCACGCUGGGCUACAACGAGAGCUCAUUCCACAUGGAGAUGUCUCAGAUCGGCUUCUCCACACACACACUGGACGAUGGCAUUUUGUUUGGGAUGGUCGGUGCCUACGAUUGGGAUGGUGGAGUUUUGAAGGAGGGGACCAAUGGACGCAUCGUGCCGCCCAGAGAGGCUUUUGAGAGCGAGUUUCCGCUGGAGCUCAAAAAUCACGCCGCUUAUUUAGGUUACACAGUGUCAUCAGUGACAGUUGGUGACUGGAGGAGGCUGUAUGUAGCUGGGGCUCCUCGCUUCAAACACAAAGGCAAAGUCAUCCUGUUUGAACUCAGUGAUGACGGCGAUGUCAACAUUGUACAGGCCCUUAAUGGAGAUCAGAUUGGCUCCUACUAUGGCAGUGAGGUGUGUGGGUUGGAUAUUGACCAGGAUGGCAUCACCGAUGUCCUUCUGGUUGCUGCUCCGAUGUACCUCGGCUUAGGAAACAAGGAAGCUGGUAGAGUCUAUAUCUACACCGUCAGUGGGGAGGAGGUGUUUGUGUCCAAUGGAACUCUGAAGUCAGAGGAAAAGUCCCAGGACGCCAGGUUUGGUUAUGCGCUGGCAGCCGCCCCUGACCUCAACCAUGACGGCUUCACCGACUUGCUGGUGGGAGCACCACUGGAGGAUGAACACAGGGGGGCCAUCUAUGUCUACCAUGGAGAUGGUAUUUACGUCAAUCACAAUUACAAACAGCGUAUUGCAGGGUCAUCGAUUUCCUCCUCCCUGCAGUACUUUGGCCGCAGUUUGAGUGUUAGGUUGGACUUGGAUGGAGAUGGGCUAAUAGACUUGGCAGUGGGAGCACAGGGCAGUGCUGUACUACUCAGCUCUCGUAGCAUAGUCCAGAUCAAUGUGAGCCUGUCUUUCAAGCCGCACUCCAUCAACGUCAUUCAGAAGACCUGCCAGAGAGGUGGCAGAGAAUCGGCCUGUCUGGACGCCACUGCCUGCUUCACAGCUGUCUCCCGCUCCCCUGGAUCACACAGCAACAGCUUUGAUCUGUGGGUGUCUGCGAUGCUGGAUGACAGGAAGUUGUCUGCACGCGCCCUGUUUGACGACAGCUCCCACAGACAGACCCAGCUGGCAGUCCGAGUUCACACAGGACAAACUCUCUGCUACAACCUGCCCUUCCAUGUUUAUGACACGGCAGAUUACAUCCGGCCAAUCAGCUUCUCACUGCGGUUUAAGAUCAACAACACUGACAGUGGCCCGGUGUUGGACGAAGGCUGGCCAACUACUGUCAAGAAAUCUAUCGCGUUCUUCAAAGACUGUGGUGAGGAUGAUGUGUGUACAACAGACUUGGUGCUGCAGGCUCAUAUGGACAUCUCUGGGACAAGACAGAAGCCUUACGUGAUCCGCAGCCCUCGUAGGCGUCUGGCGGUGGAGGUGCAGCUCCAGAACCGACUUGAAAACGCCUAUAACACCAGCCUGACGCUGCACUACUCACGCAACCUGCACUUCUCCAGCCUCAGCAUUCGGGAGGAUGCCCACUUUAAGAUUGAGUGUACAGUGCUUGGCGCUAACAGCCACUUGUGUAACGUCAGCUAUCCAGUUUUUCGCUCCCAGUCAAAGGUUAACUUCAUGUUGGAGUUUGAGUUCAGUUGCACAUCUCUGCACAGUCGAGUCCAGAUGAAGCUCAAUGCUGCCAGUGACAGUGUGGAGAGAGAGGAUACUUUGGGAGACAACAGUGUUCAGCUGCAGAGUUUUGUUCAGUAUGAACCAGACCUGUUUGUUAGCAGUGACUCUAAUUUGAACCGAUAUGAGGUUCACCCCACUCGAACUGUGUCAGAGUCAAUUGGACCAGAGUUCUAUACACACCUCAGGCUGCAGAACCUCGGCUGUUACUCUGUGAGUAAUGUGGAGUUGAGGCUGCAUCUGCCCUCUGUGGCUGCAGGAGACAGAGUCUUCAUGACCGUCACCGAAGUCUUCUCAUACAACGCUACUGGAGUAACCUGCACGGUGAUAAGUGAUCUGGCCCAGCUCAAGACCAGACACAGAGACGUACGUCCCCUUCAUCCUGAAGACAUGAUGCAGAACGACAUACUGAACUGUAGCAGGUCCUGGUGCACAGAGGUUGUGUGUGAAGUCCAGCAGCUCCUGAGAGGGCAGUCUGCAGUCAUUCGCGUCAGCCGCAGAGUCCAUGAUGACUUCUUCAGAAAAGCCAAAUAUAAGUCGGUGAGGAUAAUAGGUGCCUAUCGGCUCGCACCUCAGGAGACUAACCUCAUCACUCUGGACACAGGAACCUACUGGAGGGAGACUGUACUUGAAGUGCUAAAGGGCCGAGCUAUUCCCAUCUCACUCUGGAUUCUGAUUGGCAGCAUCAUUGGGGGUUUGCUGCUACUUGCCCUCAUCAUUUUCGUACUGUGGAAGCUGGGCUUCUUCACACGCAAACAGAGAGGAGAGGAUGAGAACCAGGAGGACUGAGCCCAACGUUCGCUGCCAUGACAACUGCCAAAUGAGCUGAGUCCACAGAGAGUCCUGGGACUGUCCUCGCGUCACCAAUGCAACUUCAG